Messenger RNA from Alligator sinensis (Chinese alligator), 3037 nucleotides. RefSeq names its product neuroligin-4, X-linked-like. The record is from RefSeq and is a predicted model, not a curated record. Lineage: Eukaryota; Metazoa; Chordata; Crocodylia; Alligatoridae. Gene Ontology annotation, molecular function: neurexin family protein binding; signaling receptor activity. The annotation marks the transcript as partial. Gene Ontology annotation, biological process: neuron cell-cell adhesion; postsynaptic membrane assembly; presynaptic membrane assembly. Gene Ontology annotation, cellular component: synapse; cell surface; postsynaptic specialization membrane. The transcript is spliced from 5 exons.
UAAAUUCCAAAAACAACAAAAAUUGCUUGCACAAACACCUGUCACAAGAAUGACUUAAAAUAAGCAAAUCAAAAUAUAUAAUAAAUCAGUUAUAAUCAUUUCCAAGGAAAUAGCAUUUCUGGGCUUAGAAAAGUUCAGUGUGAACUAUACACAUGUUUACCAGAGUCUUUAAAAAUGUUUUAUUCAAAUAAGUAUAGUUACAAUUAAAUUAAUUUAAAGAUAAAAUAUUCCUGUGUAACUUGUUGCUGCAAAAUUGUGUGUAGACACCUAAUUUGGCCUCUUGUUGUCUAUGGGAUCUGGACUUCUGUUCUUCCCUUCACUACUUUAAAGAAUACAAGAGUAGAAGUGUUAAACCUACUAGCCCAGCCAAACUCCAGCUUUGAAGAAGCAGAGUGAGCCCUGCUCAGGUUCAAGAGCCUGACAUAAUUAGCUGUGGCAGGAGAAAUACAGAAUUUCAAACUAGAGACCAAGCAGGUAACUGAUGAUUUGUCUGGUGGCUUAAAUUGUCAGACAAAUAUCCAGUUGCUAAAGUCCAAUUGUGUUUUGAAAUCUCUUCCAGGAGUGUAACUUUUAUUACAAACCUUGAAAGACUUUCUAGAUACCUUUUUACCUGUUGUCCUUUGCUUGUUUCAGAGAACAGUUUAGGUCUUCCCAGAAUUGAUCUAGGUUAAAUUCAAGGCCCGUUGGAGGCAAUCUUCAGUGCCCUGUUUAAACGAACCAGAGGGAGUUGCUGCACAGUGAAGCAUAGUGCACCUAUUCCAGGUCGGAGUGCACACUCUCUGCACCACCCCAUGGCCUUUGAUGGCGUAAGAAGGGAGAAACUAGCCACAGGAAGUUAAAAGAACUUCUCCAUGAUAUUCCUCAGCACUAAACACACAGGUAGUUAUCUAUCCCUUGCAUUUGACCUUCAAAAUGAUAUUUCCGAUCACCCAAACAAAUCUACAUGCUGAGCAAUCAGCCUCCUUACCAGAAAAAAAAAAGUGUCUAAAUGGUUGUGCAUUGAAAAGUCUCUGCUGUGCUACAUUAUCUUCGAAGUGGAGGAGGUGGGAAAAUAGAAACAAAAACAGCAAGUGAUUGUUAUGCAAUUAUGCCAUUAGCGGCAAUCAUUAUAAAUUAAUAUGGGUAAGUUUGUUAACAACAGGCAGAUGUUCAUUGCUGCAACUUUGAUCAUGAAGCCAUGACUCGAGGAGUUAACGCGGCAGGGAUUUGGGUUGGAAGGUGCUGAAGCCGAGCAGCACCCAUGUGCUUUUCCUCCACACGUUUCUUCCUACAUGUGUAAAAUGCACACCUGUUCAACCAUCCAGACACCCUUGAUAAUUCCGUUCCAGCUGGUUUGCACUAGGAUUAGAUGCUCUUUGCAUUAGGUUGUAGAUGUAGAUAUGGUUUCUGUAGUGAUGGGGCAGACUGCAGAGAUCUAUUGGCUGCCGGCUUUGUAAAUUUCAUUCAGUUUGGUCCAAUCGCAGGAGGAGAGAGACUGGUACAGCCUGGACCUCUCUCCCUCUUCAAUCUCUCUUUUUCUUGCAGAUCAGUCUCUCUCCCUGUCUCUGCCUCUCUGCAUAGGCAAUCAAAGCUCUUACUCACAGACUCAACUCUCCCUUUUGCACUGCUUGUAAUGAAUUUUCUUCCUGAAUGUAGGUCGUUUACCACCGAAAGCGCCAGUUUCCUCCCAAGCCAGCGUCUGCUGUGUGUUUUUCUUUUGCUUUUUUGGGGGUCGAUGCAUUCCUUUGGACCAGAAAAUCGCUUUGGAUUCCAAAAAAGGAGAGAGGAGCCUGGUACGAUCUCCUGGCAGGAUUUGGCUGUGUGUUAAAAACAACAAAAAAAGGACCCUUAUGCAUCUGCAGCUAUUCCAGUGCUAAGGCUGACUGACCAGGCUGGAAUUAAUUGGAAGGAAUCAUUGCGCUACUAAAGCAGAGUUACUGCUGACUGUCUUUUCUCCUCCACUUGUUUGGAAGUGUUGCCAGGAUUAAGCCAUCAUUGGAGUCCGGGGAUGGGCCUUAGGAACAAGGACUCCCUUGCUUGUCAUAGCAUUGGAAUCUGUCUGUGGUCAGUUAUCUGAGGCAUCAGUACAUUCAUCUGCAGAUUUUUUCACUGCCCGAAGAGGAUUCUGUUUUACCCUUAACCUCAUCUCCAUAUUGCCUUCCCCAUUCCCUUAUUUUCCUUGACUGAUUAAUUUCCCCUUGGCUGUGGAAGAUUGAGCCCUGCUGAUGGUGAUUUAAACAAUGUCGAGGCCAAUGGGACUCCUAUGGCUGCCUUUGAUCUUCACUCCGGUCUGUGUCAUGUUGAAUGCUAACUUCCUCCUGUGGAUAACUGCACUUGCUAUAAGAUUUACUCUUAUUGAUGGCCAAGCACAAUAUCCUGUUGUUACCACAAAUUAUGGCAAAAUACGGGGUCUAAGAACACCUUUGCCCAAUGAGAUUCUCGGCCCAGUGGAGCAGUACCUGGGUGUUCCUUAUGCCUCCCCUCCAACUGGGGAAAGGCGAUUCCAGCCCCCGGAGCCUCCUUCCUCCUGGACUGGGAUCCGGAAUGCCACACAGUUUGCUGCUGUCUGCCCACAGUACCUGGAUGAGAGAUCAUUGCUCAAUGACAUGUUGCCAGUAUGGUUUACUGCCAAUUUGGAUACUGUGGUUACUUACGUGCAAGAUCAAAAUGAAGACUGCCUGUAUUUGAACAUCUACGUGCCCACAGAGGAUGGAGCCAACACAAAGAAAAGCGCAGAUGAUAUAACCAGUAAUGAUCGUGGUGAAGAUGAAGACAUUCAUGACCAGAACAGCAAGAAACCGGUUAUGGUCUACAUCCAUGGGGGAUCCUACAUGGAGGGUACUGGCAACAUGAUUGAUGGGAGCAUUCUAGCAAGCUAUGGAAAUGUCAUCGUUAUUACCCUCAACUACAGGCUAGGGGUUUUAGAUCUUAAAGCACUUUGUGAAGGCAAAUCCCCAAUUUACCAGUAUGGAAUCGAGGCACAGAAAGGGAAAGUGACUCAGUUAAGAUCAAACAGCUGGUCACUGGAAGAGUUCCAAUUUCUAGUUCUGAGUACCUG